Fulmarus glacialis (Northern fulmar) is the source of this 487-nucleotide messenger RNA. RefSeq names its product tropomyosin beta chain. Lineage: Eukaryota; Metazoa; Chordata; Aves; Procellariiformes; Procellariidae. Gene Ontology annotation, biological process: actin filament organization; muscle contraction. Gene Ontology annotation, molecular function: actin filament binding. The record is from RefSeq and is a predicted model, not a curated record. Gene Ontology annotation, cellular component: actin filament. The transcript is spliced from 6 exons. The annotation marks the transcript as partial.
AACCGCCGUAUCCAGCUGGUGGAGGAGGAGCUGGACCGAGCCCAGGAGCGCCUGGCCACCGCCCUGCAGAAGCUGGAGGAGGCUGAGAAGGCAGCUGAUGAGAGCGAGAGAGGCAUGAAGGUCAUCGAAAACAGGGCCAUGAAGGAUGAGGAGAAGAUGGAGCUCCAGGAAAUGCAGCUGAAGGAGGCGAAGCACAUAGCAGAGGAGGUCGCCCGCAAGCUGGUCGUCCUUGAGGGAGAGCUGGAGCGCUCGGAGGAGAGGGCAGAGGUUGCGGAGAGUAAAUGUGGUGACCUAGAGGAGGAGCUGAAAAUUGUCACCAACAACUUGAAGUCCCUGGAGGCCCAGGCUGACAAGUAUUCCACCAAGGAGGACAAGUACGAGGAGGAAAUCAAGCUUCUAGGGGAAAAACUGAAGGAGGCUGAGACCCGAGCGGAGUUUGCAGAGAGGUCUGUGGCGAAGCUGGAGAAAACCAUCGAUGAUCUAGAAG